Messenger RNA from Cynocephalus volans (Philippine flying lemur), 2309 nucleotides. RefSeq names its product cyclin dependent kinase 2 (gene CDK2). The coding region runs from base 183 to 1223 and encodes 346 amino acids. Gene Ontology annotation, cellular component: cytoplasm; cyclin-dependent protein kinase holoenzyme complex; nucleus. Gene Ontology annotation, biological process: G1/S transition of mitotic cell cycle; signal transduction; protein phosphorylation. Lineage: Eukaryota; Metazoa; Chordata; Mammalia; Dermoptera; Cynocephalidae. Gene Ontology annotation, molecular function: ATP binding; cyclin-dependent protein serine/threonine kinase activity; cyclin binding. The transcript is spliced from 8 exons. The record is from RefSeq and is a predicted model, not a curated record.
AACAUUGUUUCAAGUUGGACAAAUUGACAAGAGCGAGAGAUACCCUGCGUUCCAUCCCGACCUGGGGCCACAGUGCUGGGCCGUGUUUCCCCCUCCUCGGCCCCUGAGAGCCGGGGCUCGCUUUCUGCAGGGUUCCCAGGCCCCCACUCCAGGGCCGGGCUGACCCGACUCGCUUGCGCUUCAUGGAGAACUUCCAAAAGGUGGAAAAGAUCGGAGAGGGCACGUACGGAGUUGUGUACAAAGCCAGAAACAAGUUGACGGGAGAAGUGGUGGCGCUCAAGAAAAUCCGCCUGGAUACUGAGACUGAGGGAGUACCCAGUACUGCCAUUCGAGAGAUCUCUCUGCUUAAGGAGCUGAACCAUCCUAAUAUUGUCAAGCUGCUGGAUGUCAUCCACACAGAAAAUAAACUCUACCUGGUUUUUGAAUUUCUGCACCAAGAUCUCAAGAAAUUCAUGGAUGCCUCUGCUCUCACUGGCAUUCCUCUUCCCCUCAUCAAGAGCUAUCUGUUCCAGCUGCUCCAGGGCCUAGCUUUCUGCCAUUCUCAUCGGGUCCUACACCGAGAUCUUAAACCUCAGAAUCUGCUUAUCAACACAGAGGGGGCUAUCAAGCUAGCAGACUUUGGACUAGCCAGAGCCUUUGGAGUCCCUGUUCGUACUUACACCCAUGAGGUGGUGACCCUGUGGUACCGAGCACCUGAAAUCCUCCUGGGGUGCAAAUACUAUUCCACAGCCGUGGACAUCUGGAGCCUUGGCUGCAUUUUUGCUGAGAUGCACCUAGUGUGUACCCAGCACCAUGCUAGGUGCUGUGGGGAACAUAGAAGAAAUGGAAGACACAGUCUCUGCCCGCUGUGCUCCUAUCUAGAAGUGGCUGCACCACAAGGAGUGGGGAUGACCGCAGUGUCUACCCCACACCCCGUGACCCGCCGGGCCCUAUUCCCUGGAGAUUCUGAGAUUGAUCAACUCUUUCGGAUCUUUCGAACUCUGGGGACCCCAGAUGAAGUGGUUUGGCCAGGAGUUACUUCUAUGCCUGACUAUAAGCCAAGCUUCCCCAAGUGGGCCCGGCAAGAUUUUAGCAAAGUCGUGCCUCCCCUGGAUGAAGAUGGACGGAGCUUGUUAUCGCAAAUGCUGCACUAUGACCCCAACAAGCGGAUUUCGGCAAAGGCAGCUCUGGCUCACCCUUUCUUCCAGGAUGUGACCAAGCCAGUACCCCACCUUCGACUCUGAUGUCCUUUCUCAAGCUCCAACAACCCCCAAUCUUACCCUCUCCUCCUGGGUGGGCUUGACCUGGCUUGGCCCUGCGCUAUUUGAACUCUGGUGGGCUCUCUGAUCUAGUCUGGCUGCCUUAAUAGUCAAGUCACCUUUUCCUAUUUGCCAGCCACCUCUGAGGAUACAGGGGUGGAGAGAAGGAGUAGGUAAAAAUGAAAGGAAGUUUCAGUAUUAGAUGCACUUAAGUAAGCCUCCAUCACUUUCUCCCCCUCCUCAUAGUUAUUGCUGAGGAGGGCUGGUAUUUAAAAAAAAAAACAAAAAAAAACCUGACUACUCUCUCACAUCAGACUUGCCAUCCCAAUCUCUGAAUGCCCCAUAAUUAUUAUUUCCUGUGUUUGGGAUGACAGGGACCCCAAGCCUCCUGCUGACACUGUUUUUGUAAAGGCCAACUAAUAGCAGAGGCUAAGUUGGAACUUUUGAGAACCAAGUAAAAUGAAACAACAAGGAGGUUUUAAAGAAUUGGGUUAAAAAUAAAUCCUAUCAGUUUAUAUCCUAGUUUUAUUGUUUCACCUCACCUAAGAGUCUGGGAGACUCAUGACUUAGCCCUGGUGGGGCUGCAGAAGAAAUGAUUGCCCCCAGUCCCCUUGUCUAUCCCUGUUAUGGCAAGAGGAGUCUGGGAAACUCUGGGGCAGGGAUUGUGCUGCACUCCAAUCUAUUGCUUCACUGCAGCCUUAUGAGGCAAGUGAAAGAUGUUUGAAUUUUUCUCUUCCUUUUAGGAUUCUUAGUUCUUCAGUUGCUGGGAAUCCCUGCUCCCAUCUUCCUCUGAAGGCCACCCCCCACCCCAUAGAAGUGGAAGUUAGGGUUUAGAAAUCAUUUUGAGAAUGCUGACACUUUUUCAGGGCUGUGACUGAGUGGGGGUAUUGGGAAAAAAGAUUUCUUUAAAAGAAGGAUGAACAAUUAUAUUUAUAUUUCAGGUUAUAGUAGAUUUUUUGUCAGUGGGUGGACUUGUUGCCAUGUGCACCUUGGGAUUUUGUAAUGCAAAUGUUAAAAAAAAUACUUUUUUCUUUUUAUGAUUUUUGUCUCUCUUCUCCCACCCUUUGUCCU